GAUCCUUUGCACAGCAAACGACCUGGACAGCUGUGCGUGGCGCUUGCUGGCCCCCGAAAGGACACUCCCCACGUCCCCGGCUGGGGGCCCCGCGUAGACCUGGAGCGGACACCCCCUCCUUCCCUUCAUGAUUCGUUUGUAGCACAGUGGCGAUGGAUGAUGAGGAUGGGAGAUGCUUACUGGACGUGAUUUGUGACCCUCAGGCCCUCAAUGACUUCCUGCAUGGAUCCGAGAAGCUCGACAGCGAUGACCUCCUGGAUAACCCCGGGGAGGCCCAAAGUGCCUUCUAUGAAGGUCCUGGGCUCCAUGUGCAAGAAGCUUCUGGCAACCACUUGAACCCGGAGCCCAGCCAGCCAGCCCCCAGCGUGGACCUAGAUUUCCUGGAAGAUGACAUCCUGGGCUCGCCCACGGCAGGGGGCGGCGGUGGGGGCAGCGGGGGCACCGACCAGCCCUGCGACAUCCUCCAGCAGAGCCUCCAAGAGGCCAACAUCACCGAGCAGACGCUCGAAGCCGAGGCCGAGCUGGACCUGGGCCCCUUCCAGCUGCCCACCCUGCAGCCCGCGGAUGGCGGGGCAGGCCCGGCCGGCGCUGGAGGGGCUGCCGCCGUGGCCCCGGGGCCCCAGGCCCUCUUCCCGGGCGGCACAGACCUGCUGGGACUACAGGCCCCGCCCACCGUGCUGGCCCACCAGGCCCUCGUGCCACCCCAGGAUGUGGUCAACAAAGCCCUGAGCGUCCAGCCCUUCCUGCAGCCUGUGGGCCUGGGCAACGUGACCCUGCAGCCCAUCCCAGGCCUCCAGGGCCUGCCCAACGGCAGCCCUGGGGGCGCCACGGCGGCCACCCUAGGCCUGGCCCCCAUCCAGGUGGUGGGCCAGCCGGUCAUGGCCCUCAACCCACCCACCUCCCAGCUCCUGGCCAAGCAGGUGCCUGUCAGCGGCUACCUGGCCUCGGCGGCCGGCCCCUCGGAACCAGUAACCUUGGCGUCCGCCGGAGUGUCGCCCCAGGGGGCCGGCCUGGUCAUCCAGAAGAACCUCCCAGCCGCCGUGGCCACCACACUCAAUGGGAACUCUGUGUUCGGAGGAGCAGGAGCCGCCACUGCCGCCGCUGCCGGGGCGCCCUCAGGGCAGCAGCUGGCCGUGGCCCCGGGCCUGGGCACCUCGCCGCUGGUGCCGGCGCCCAACGUGAUCCUGCACCGCACGCCCACGCCCAUCCAGCCCAAGCCUGCGGGCGUGCUGCCCCCCAAGCUCUACCAGCUGACACCCAAGCCUUUCGCCUCCGCGGGCGCCACACUCACCAUCCAGGGCGAGGCGGGGGGGCUCCCGCAGCAGCCCAAGGCCCCCCAGAACCUGACUUUCAUGGCAGCGGGCAAGGCCGGCCAGAAUGUGGUGCUUUCGGGCUUCCCGGCGCCCGCCCUGCAGGCGAACGUCUUCAAGCAGCCCCCCGCCACCACCACGGGGGCCGCCCCGCCGCAGCCUCCCGGGGCCCUGAGCAAGCCCAUGAGCGUCCACCUCCUGAACCAAGGCAGCAGCAUCGUCAUCCCCGCCCAGCACAUGCUGCCCGGCCAGAACCAGUUCCUGCUGCCCGGCACGUCCGCCGUCCAGCUCCCCCAGUCGCUCUCGGCCCUGCCGGCCAACGUGGGCGGGCAGAUCCUGGCGGCCGCAGCGCCCCACGCGGGCGGACAGCUCAUCGCCAACCCCAUCCUCACCAACCAGAACCUGGCGGGCCCGCUGAGCCUGGGCCCCGUGCUGGCCCCCCACUCCGGGGCCCACAGCGCCGCCCACAUCCUCUCGGCCGCCCCCAUCCAGGUGGGCCAGCCCGCCCUCUUCCAGAUGCCUGUGUCCCUGGCCGCCGGCAGCCUGCCCACGCAGAGCCAGCCGGCGCCCGCCGGCCCCACCGCCGCAACCGUCCUCCAGGGGGUCACUCUGCCCCCCAGCGCCGUGGCCAUGCUCAACACCCCUGACGGCCUGGUGCAGCCGGCCACCCCCGCCGCCGCCGGCGAGGCCGCGCCUGUGCUCACGGUGCAGACAGCCCCCCAGGCGCCGCCCACGGUCAGCACCCCGUUGCCUUUGGGCCUUCAGCAGCCGCAGGCACCGCAGCAGCCCCCCUCACAGGCCCCUACGCCCCAGGCCGCCAACCCACCUCAGGCCACCACCCCCCAGCCCAGCCCGGUCCUGGCGUCCAGCCCGGAAAAGAUCGUGCUGCCCCCCUCUGCCGCCGCCACGGCCAUCCUCACUCAGGACUCCCUGCAGAUGUUCCUGCCCCAGGAGAGGAGCCAGCAGCCCCUCUCCGCCGAGAGCCCCCACCUCUCCGUGCCCGCCUCGGUCAUAGUCAGCGCCCCGGCUCCCGCCCAAGACCCAGCCCCGAGCACCCCCGCCGCCCAAGGAGCUGGCCUCGGCCCUCAGGCCCCCGACGGCCAGGCCUCCCCGGCGCCAGCCCCCCAGAUCCCAGCAGCGGCUCCACUGAAGGGCCCGGGCCCCUCCUCGUCCCCGUCACUACCUCACCAGACCCCUCUGGGAGACAGUCCCCACCUGCCCUCCCCACACCCCACCCGACCCCCUUCACGCCCGCCCUCCCGCCCCCACUCCCGGCCGCCCUCCCAGCCCCAGAGCUUGUCCCGCCCACCCUCAGAGCCCGCUCUGCACCCUUGCCCCCCGUCCCAGGCCGCCCCCACUCUGCCUGGCAUCUUUGUCAUCCAGAACCAGCUGGGCGUCCCCCCACCUGCCAGCACCCCUGCCCCGACUGCCCCAGGCCCACCCCAGCCCCCUCUGCGACCCCCGUCCCAGCCCCCCGAGGGACCGCUGCCCCCAGCCCCCCACCUGCCUCCUGCCUCCACCUCCUCCGUCGUGGCCUCCUCCGAGACGUCCGCCAGACUGCCAGCCCCCACGCCACCCGACUUCCAGCUCCAGUUCCUGCCUGGCCAAGGGCCCCACAAGUCCCCCACGCCCCCUCCAACCCUCCAUCUGGUCCCCGAGCCCGCGGCGCCCCCCCCACCGCCUCCUCGGACCUUCCAGAUGGUGACCGCCCCCUUCCCGGCGCUGCCCCAGCCGAAGGCUCUUCUGGAGAGAUUUCACCAGGUGCCGUCCGGAAUCAUUCUCCAGAGCAAAGCCGGGGGCCCCCCCGCUGCCCCGCAGACCUCCGCCAGCCUGGGGCCCCUCGCCAGCACCGCUGCCUCGGUGCUGGUCAGCGGGCAGACCCCAUCCGGGACCCCCGCCGCCCCCAGCCAUCCCCCUGCCCCGGCACCCAUGGCCGCCGCAGGCCUCCCUCCUCUGCUUCCUGCCGAGAGCAAAGCUUUUGCCAGCAACCUCCCCACCCUGAGUGUGGCCAAGGCCGCUGCGUCCGGGCCAGGGAAGCCCUCCGGGCCGCAGUAUGAGAGCAAGCUGAGCGGCCUGAAGAAAGCGCCCCCACUUCAGCCCAGCAAGGAGGCCUGUUUCCUAGAACAUUUGCACAAACAUCAGGGCUCCGUCCUGCACCCAGACUACAAGACAGCCUUCCCCUCCUUCGAGGAUGCCCUGCAUCGUCUCCUGCCCUACCACGUCUACCAGGGUGCCCUCCCCUCCCCCAACGACUACCACAAAGUGGACGAGGAGUUUGAGACCGUCUCCACGCAGCUGCUGAAACGCACCCAGGCCAUGCUCAACAAAUACCGCCUCCUGCUCCUGGAGGAGUCCCGGAGGGUGAGCCCGUCAGCGGAGAUGGUGAUGAUCGACCGAAUGUUCAUUCAGGAGGAGAAGACAACCCUCGCCUUGGACAAACAGCUGGCUAAGGAGAAGCCUGAUGAGUACAUGUCUUCCUCCCGCUCCCUCGGCCUCCCUGCCACAGCCUCUUCCGAGGGACAUCGGCUUCCCGGCCAGGGCCCGCCGCCUGCCUCGGCGUCCGGGGCGCCCGCGCAACCGCCGCUGCACCUGCCCACCAAGCUGGUGAUCCGGCAUGGCGGGGCGGGCGGCUCCCCGUCCGUGACCUGGGCCCGCGCGUCCUCCUGCCUGUCCUCCUCGUCCUCCUCGGCCUCCGCCGCCUCCUCCCUGGACGCCGACGAGGACGGCCCGAUGCCCUCCCGCAGCCGCCCGCCCAUAAAGACCUACGAGGCCCGGAGCCGCAUCGGUCUCAAGCUCAAGAUCAAGCAGGAAGCUGGGCUCAGCAAGGUUGUGCACAACACGGCCCUGGACCCGGUGCACCAGCCCCCGCCGCCGCCGCCGCCACCGCACGCCGCCCUCAAGGCGGCCGAGCCCCCGCCCCGGCCCCCGCCGCCGCCGCCUCAGACCACGGGCCAGAUGAACGGCACCGUGGACCACCCGCCUCCCGCUGCCCCGGACCACAAGCCGCCGGCCCCGGCCGCGCACUGCCCGCGCCUGCCGCUGCGAAAGACGUACCGCGAGAACGUGGAGGCCCUGGGCGGCGGGGCGGCCGAGGGGGCCGUGACCGGCAGGGCGCGCGGCGGCAGUCCGGCGCCGCUGCCCACCAAAGUGGACGAAGCCACCAGCGGGCUGAUCCGCGAGCUGGCGGCGGUGGAGGACGAGCUGUACCAGCGCAUGCUGAAGGGCGCCCCGCCCGAGGCCGCGGCCAGUGCGGCGCAGGGCAGCGGCAGCAGGGACCCCGGCUGGGAGGCGCCCCCGCUGCCCCCCGCCAAGCGGCGCAAGUCCGAGUCGCCGGACGUGGACCAGGCCAGCUUCUCCAGCGACAGCCCGCAGGACGACACGCUCACCGAGCACCUCCAGAGCGCCAUCGACAGCAUCCUGAACCUCCAGCAGGCCCCCGGCCGGACACCCGCCCCCCCGUACGCCCACGCCCCGCCGGCCACGGCCGCCUCCCCGUCGCCCCUGCACAGGCCUGAGGCCUACCCGCCCUCCAGUCACAACGGCGGCCUCGGCGCCAGGACGUUGAACAGAUAACACCGGGCUGGUCUUCCCUUCCCCGUCCCCCGCUCGGUGCGGACGCCAGGGCCAGCUGAGCUGCUGACCUCAGCCUCCUGGGGGCCCACGAGCCGGGGAGCCCCUGAGUUUUUCUUGCCUAAGUUAUUUGAGUCACAAAGGCCUCCUCUCCCAC
Molecule: messenger RNA, 5037 nt
Organism: Pteronotus mesoamericanus
Lineage: Eukaryota; Metazoa; Chordata; Mammalia; Chiroptera; Mormoopidae
Gene: BICRA
Product: BRD4 interacting chromatin remodeling complex associated protein
Exons: 15
Coding region: 153-4883 (1576 amino acids)
Biological process (GO): positive regulation of DNA-templated transcription
Cellular component (GO): SWI/SNF complex
Source: RefSeq, a predicted model, not a curated record